AUGGAAAAGUUUUCAAAGGAGGAUUUCUCCUGUCCUGUGUGUCGUGAAAUCUUCAGGGAUCCUGUUAUUCUGCACUGCAGUCACACUGUAUGCAAAGUGUGUUUGGAGCAGUUCUGGAAGACUAAGAGAAACAGAGAAUGUCCUGUUUGUAGGAGGAAGUCAUCUAUGGAAUUACCUCCCCUAAACCUGGCUUUAAAGAACCUGUGUGAGACUUUCUUACAGGAGAGAAGUCAGAAAUCUUCAUCAGCACCUGAAACUGUCUGUAGUCGGCACAGUGAGAAACUCAAACUCUUCUGUCUGGAUGAUCAACAGCUGGUAUGUGUGGUGUGUCAGACUUCGAAAGAGCAUAGAAACCAUAAACUUCUCCCCAUUGAUGAGGCAGUAACAGACUGUAUGGAGAAACUCCAAACUGCACUGAAGCCCCUACAGAAGAAACUGAAGAUCUUUAACGACUGUAAACUGAACUGGAGUCGGACAGUAGAACAUAUAAAGAUCCAGGCCCGACACACAGAGCGUCAGAUUAAGGAGGAGUUUGAGAAGCUUCACCAGUUUCUACAAGAUGAAGAGGCAGCCAGGAUCGCUGCACUGAGAGAGGAAGAGGAGCAGAAGAGUCAGAUGAUAAAGGAGAAGAUUGAGAAGCUGAGCAGAGACAUAUCCUCUUUUUCAGACAGAAUCAGAAUCAUAGAAGAGGAGAUGAGAGCUGAAGACGUCUCGUUCUUACAAAACUACAAGACCACAGUGAAAAGAGCCCAGUGCACACUGCAGCAUCCAGAGGAGCUUUCAGGAGCAUUGAUCCAUGUGGCAAAACAUCUGGCCAACCUGAAGUUCACAGUUUGGCAGAAGAUGCAGCAAGCUGUUCAAUACACAUCUGUAACUCUGGACCCCAACACUGCUCAUCCUAAACUCAUUGUAUCUGAUGAUCUGACCAGUGUGAGACUCAGUGAUGAGAAACAGAAAUUUCCUGAUAAUCCAGAAAGGUUUGAUGAAUAUGAGUGUAUCCUGGGCUCUGAGGGCUUUAACUCAGGAACACACUGCUGGGAUGUUGAAGUUGGAGACUGUAGAUGUUGGUCUGUGGGUGUGAUGACAGAAUCUGCUCAGAGGAAGAGAGAGAUAAUCUUCAGAAGUGGAAUCUGGCGUAUGGCGUAUUCUCAAGGUGAAUAUACAGCAGGUUCGACACCACAACCAGUUACUCCGCUCUCACUAUCACAGGAACUCCAGAGAAUCAGAGUGCAGCUGGAUUGGGACAGAGGAAAACUGUCAUUCUCCGACCCUCUCACUAACACACACAUACACACUUUCACACACACAUUUACUGACAAAUUACUGCCAUUCCUAAGUGUUUACGGUGAAGAAUCUCCUGUAAAGCUCCUCCCAUUUCAGUGCUCUGUAAGAGUGAAUCAGAUCAGUUAAUUCAGAGUUCAUUAAUUAAA
Molecule: messenger RNA, 1430 nt
Organism: Clarias gariepinus (North African catfish)
Lineage: Eukaryota; Metazoa; Chordata; Actinopteri; Siluriformes; Clariidae
Product: E3 ubiquitin-protein ligase TRIM39-like
Exons: 6
Coding region: 1-1410 (469 amino acids)
Biological process (GO): protein ubiquitination
Molecular function (GO): zinc ion binding; protein binding; ubiquitin-protein transferase activity
Source: RefSeq, a predicted model, not a curated record